AUAAAUAAAUAUUUUUUAGUGUUCUUUCACUGAAACCUACCGGAUUUGUUUCAAUCAACUUUAUAAACAUGUGCUUGUGUGUGUGAAGUGUUAUCAUACGAGGUGUCUCGCAAUCUUCUUGGCUUUUUCGUCUCCGGAUAUCAAGCUGUGACUGUGUGAGGACUUUCUUUAAAACUACUAUGAAAAGGAAUGGAAUCUUCGCCCCUGGAAGGCGGCACUUGUCGAAGCAGGUCUAACAGAAAGCUCGGUGAGAUUCGAGUACUCAGUUCAUCUUGCGAUGGAUGUACCAAUCGGGAUACAGUGAGAACCGUCGAGAAUAAUGGACAAGGAUAAGAGCAGACGGCGUAUGGGGCCUCCCGGGGCGAAGGUGACGGGAGCCCUGGCGCUUCUGCUGGUCGUAUGCCUCGCUGAAUGUGCCACAGAGCAGAGAAUUAACAGUAGAGGCAGCAAGUCCUCUAACAUUAUAGAAAAGGUCAACGGAUGGCGAAGUCAGCGCGGAGGUUCUUGCCUAAGUUACGGACAUUCCUGCUGGGGAGCGCACGGCAAGCGGUCAGGCAAGCCUCCUGUCACAGCCCCGGACUGGUUCCUGGCCAAACUGUUCCGCCGCAUGGACACCGCUGAACUUAACCAUGCUCGACAAGCCGCUAAGAACGACGACAUUAACGCAGUCUAUCAGGUGGACGCUCCGGACGACUCGCUCCCUACCGACCGACUAGGCUCGGACAACGAAAUCCUUCCACUGGAUCUGACCCUCAAUAGGAACCCUGAAGCCAAACCCAUGCUGGACGACGACCUGCUUUCCAAGAUCAAACUGUUGCAGAUUAUGAGAGAAGUGUCCGAAGAAAAAUGAAAAGCAAAAUUAAUCAAAUAACCUAUGGACUGACUGUGUUAUUUCCUCGCUUUAUUUCUUCAAGAAUAAUUUCCUAGUUAACUGUUGUCUGUUUUAGUUAAUUUAAUACUCUAAAGUAUAAAUAAAACUAUUAUUAAAAAUGUAAUAAUGUCAAUUGUAAGGCUGGGUUACAAUUGGCACGAGCGUGUAAAAUAUAGACUAAGGUAAAAUGUGCCAUUUCAUAUAAAAAAGUAUAAAAAUAUUUAUUAGUUCGUGUAUUCAUGUUGUGGAUAGGUGGACAAAUAGCAAAACAGAAAAUCUACAAAAAAGUUAAUUUUAAAUAUCUCUCAGAAAAAUAUAUCACAAUACGUAUAUUAUAAAUAAAUAAAUAAACAUUUUUGCAAAACAAUUAUUUUUAAAUUAACAUUUCAUUAUAAUAUUUUAUUUAAAUUAUAAUUAUGAAUAAUAAUAAUUUAUUAUUGCAUUUUAAUACGUUGUCGGUUUAAAAGUUUAAUAAAAUUAUGUAUACGACAUAGAAACUUUGGCUUUAGCAAAUUUUUAUAUAUUAUACUUAUUUAAUAAAUGAUAAUGUAAUGAAAUGUACUUACUUCGUAUUUAUUUGUGGAGCAUAGUGAUGCAUUCAUGGUUGUUGGCGGUGUU
Molecule: messenger RNA, 1489 nt
Organism: Pectinophora gossypiella (pink bollworm)
Lineage: Eukaryota; Metazoa; Arthropoda; Insecta; Lepidoptera; Gelechiidae
Gene: CCHa1
Product: neuropeptide CCHamide-1
Exons: 9
Coding region: 320-850 (176 amino acids)
Source: RefSeq, a predicted model, not a curated record